This is a messenger RNA of Letharia lupina, 762 nucleotides long. RefSeq lists its product as uncharacterized. The transcript has 3 exons. The record is from RefSeq and is a predicted model, not a curated record. The coding region runs from base 1 to 762 and encodes 253 amino acids. NCBI's taxonomy places the organism in Eukaryota, Fungi, Ascomycota, Lecanoromycetes, Lecanorales, Parmeliaceae.
AUGCCUUCUGGUGGCCGAGGAUCUGGCUACACGUCGAAUGAUUCUGGGGCAGAUGAUCCAAGAUCGAAUGGCUACCGCACCGGCUCAUACAACCAAGGUCGCAUUCGUGGCAAUCGAAACCCAGGCCUUGUUCCAGCCCAUGCCGACACUACGUCAAGACAUCGUAGUAUGAACAUUGAAGACAUGUUGAACCCUUCGGACGAGGACACGAGACGGUAUCAACAGCCACAGUCUUCCAGGUCAUCCGACGCUGGAAGAACAGUAUCCAGAAACCCAGGCUCUCUCCAAGGCAAUAGAGCUCCUAGGUCCGGAACUCACUCUCACGGAGCCAGCGCAUCUGCUAGGUCUCGAGGAGGCUCUCGUCCUCAACCAAGACGGGGACAAAGAAGCAGGGGCUCAGGAUCGCCGGACCCCCCAUUGCAGACCCGUUCCCCUCGGCCGGAUUAUACCGAAGAACAGGAGUAUUUCAUUUGGUACCUUCGUAUUGACUGUGGGUAUUCCUGGACUGCCAUCGCCGACGCUUACAAUGCUCGAUUCUCUCAGGAUGGAGGAGGGGGACGCAAGAUCCCCGGACUCGAAUGUAAAUUUUAUCGAAUCACAAAAGCCAACGGCUUGCCGAAUCGACCACUGGAUACACGCGAGAGACAUGGUCUUGGCUUGAUGGCCGACACCCAGCCAGUACUGCCUACGGUCAUAUCCUUGGCGACGAAAGGCGCCGUUGAUGUAAGACACACCUUCACCGUGCUUGAACCACCAGACUGA